AUGAAGAUUACUAUAACUCUCCUCGCCGCCAUCAUGGCCACAUCCGUGAUCGGAUCCCCAAUUGCAAACCGUGAUGCCCCCUCGGCUGCUGAAGUCAAGCGCGAAACUGAGGAGCCUUAUGAACAUAAGGCAUCUAUUUACAACAAACGCGAGACCGAGGAGCCUUAUGAACAUAAAGCAUCUAUUUACAACAAACGCGAGACUGAAGAGCCUUAUGAACAUAAGGCAUCUAUUUACAACAAACGCGAGACCGAGGAGCCUUAUGAGCAUGAAACAUCCAUCUACGCCAAGCGUGAGACUGAGGAGCCUUAUGAACAUGCAACAUCCAUCUACAUCAAACGUGAGACCGAGGAGCCUUAUGAACAUAAGGCAUCUAUUUACAAUAAGCGUGAUAUUGCCAACUACGAUGGGCUCACGUCAAUUUAUAACUGA
Molecule: messenger RNA, 432 nt
Organism: Penicilliopsis zonata CBS 506.65
Lineage: Eukaryota; Fungi; Ascomycota; Eurotiomycetes; Eurotiales; Aspergillaceae
Exons: 1
Coding region: 1-432 (143 amino acids)
Source: RefSeq, a predicted model, not a curated record